Molecule: messenger RNA, 909 nt
Organism: Nannizzia gypsea CBS 118893
Lineage: Eukaryota; Fungi; Ascomycota; Eurotiomycetes; Onygenales; Arthrodermataceae
Product: carrier protein YMC1
Exons: 5
Coding region: 1-909 (302 amino acids)
Biological process (GO): mitochondrial L-ornithine transmembrane transport
Molecular function (GO): L-ornithine transmembrane transporter activity
Source: RefSeq, a predicted model, not a curated record
AUGGCUUCCGAACACAAGGGAGAAGUGGAAGACCCGAUGCAGACCAUUAAGGACCUGACAUCAGGUGCUGUUGGAGGAAUUGCACAAGUUCUUCUCGGACAGCCUUUCGAUAUUGUCAAAGUCCGAUUGCAAACGACGACGCAGUAUUCCAAUGCCUUGGACUGUGCUACAAAGAUAUUUGCGAAGGAGGGCCCACUUGCAUUCUACAAGGGGACCUUGACCCCAUUGAUUGGUAUUGGUGCCUGUGUAAGCGUUCAAUUUGGAGCUUUCCAUGAAGCACGUCGAUAUUUCGAAAGGAUGAAUGCACAGAAGGGAUCAAAGGAUGCCAGCCUAUCUUACUCCCAAUUUUAUAUGUCAGGUGCUUUUGCAGGAAUUGUUAACUCCGUGAUUUCUGGCCCCAUCGAACAUGUCCGUAUCAGGCUGCAAACCCAACCUCAUGGAGAAGGGAGACUUUACAGUGGGCCUUUGGACUGUAUAAAGAAAUUGUCAUCUCAAGGAGGGCUAUUCAAUGGCCUCUAUCGUGGAGAGGCGGUUACAAUCCUUCGUGAAGCCCAGGCUUAUGGAAUGUGGUUCCUUUCCUUCGAGUACAUGAUGAAUUGGGAAGCAAAGCGAACCAACACUCGGCGUGAAGAUAUUCCUGCUUAUAAAAUAGCAGGAUACGGUGGCUUGGCAGGUGAGGUGCUCUGGCUUUCUAGCUAUCCGUUCGACGUGGUCAAGAGUAAAAUGCAAAGUGAUGGCUUCGGGCAGCACCAGAGAUACAAGAGCAUGAGAGACUGUUUUAGACAGACACUCGCUCAAGAGGGGAUGAGAGGUUUUGUUAAAGGCCUUGCUCCAACUCUCCUAAGGGCUGCCCCUGUGUCAGCCGGCACUUUCGCGGCUUUCGAACUCACCAAGAGAGCCUUGGGAUAA